Coregonus sp. 'balchen' is the source of this 9579-nucleotide messenger RNA. NCBI's taxonomy places the organism in Eukaryota, Metazoa, Chordata, Actinopteri, Salmoniformes, Salmonidae. The record is from the annotation of a GenBank genome assembly.
AUGGUCCGUGCCGCCAGGGCCCUCCUCUCUGCUGUCACUCACCUGCUGGUGCUGGCCGACAUGUCUGACGUCUACAAGCUGCUGCUGCAACUCAAACUGGUGAGACACACACACACACACACCACACACACACACACACACACACACACACACACACACACACACACACAGGGAGGAACACGCGCUGGCGGUGAGACACACACACACAGGGAGAAACACGCGCUGGCGGUGAGACACACACAGGGAGGAACACGCGCUGGCGGUGAGACACACACAGGGAGGAACACGCGCUGGCGGUGAGACACACACAGGGAGGAAACACGCCUGGCGGUGAGACACACACAGGGAGGAACACGCGUGGCGGUGAGACACACACAGGGAGAAAACACGCGCUGGCGGUGAGACACACACAGGGAGAAACACGCGCUGGCGGUGAGACACACACAGGGAGAAAUACGCACUGGCGGUGAGACACACACAGGGAGAAACACGCGCUGGCGGUGAGACACACACACAGGGAGAAACACGCGCUGGCGGUGAGACACACACACAGGGAGAAACACGCGCUGGCGGUGAGACACACACACAGGGAGAAACACGCGCUGGCGGUGAGACACACACAGGGAGAAACACGCGCUGGCGGUGAGACACACACAGGGAGAAACACGCGCUGGCGGUGAGACACACACAGGGAGAAACACGCGCUGGCGGUGAGACACACAGGGAGAAACACGCGCUGGCGGUGAGACACACACAGGGAGAAACACGCGCUGGCGGUGAGACACACAGGGAGAAACACGCGCUGGCGGUGAGACACACAAGCAAACUCGUCAUGAAUUACUAAAUCAUUCUAAACUUGCAUCUCGGCGCCAUCUCUCUGGCUUUGAGUCACAUUCUGAGGUAGCUAGUCAUGUAGUGAUGACUCAAGGGGGCUCUUGUGGAUAUGACUGAACUCCCAUAUAGCUGAAGGAAAUCUAUUUAACUAGCUUAUGAAUAACUUAGAUAUUCUUUAUUGCAUCGAAGAAAAUAAAAACAAAUAAAUAACCUUAAAAGAAAGCAACACAAGUCUACUUAUUCAGCAAUUUUUGUAGGUAAAUAGUUUGCUUGACUCAAACUUCCGUUCUGGUGUCUUCGCUAAAGGCCUACAUUUCAAACAAGGUCUUCUGUGUUUGUUGAUCUCUUCACCGGUACUUCAGCUGUUUAUCGCUGUUUAAAAGGAAACCUAAAUCCUGACCUUAAACAAGGAGGCCACACACACAACAGAGACGACCUUGCUGUUUAUCAUCUAUCAUAGUCUUCGUCCCAAAUGGCUUCCUAUUCUCUAUGUAGUACACUACUUUUGACCGGGGCCUAUAGGGGGAAUAGGGUGCCAUUUGGGACGUGGACAUAUCCUAUACUACCUAUGUAACCUGUUCUGAUUUUUAUAAUUACACCGACACAGCCAGACGGUGAGGUCAUUGUGUCAAACAACGUCAACAAUGAAGCGGAGUCACUUUUUUUUUUACAGCCAGGUUCUAAAAUGGCCGACAUCUGUCAUUCUUCAAGCUCAGACAGGACAGCAGGUUGAAAAGGAAAAUGACUGUGUGUUUAGUGUCUCGGAUUGCCGGGUGCAUAUCUAGGAUCAGUUUGGCCUAUUAAGAUCAUAGAUUAUAUGGACCGCUAGAUCAUCACUCUUACUCUGAGAUGCUUUAGGAAUACGGGCCCAGGCCACUACAGACAUGCUAUGAUUAACUGUGAAACUAAGCAGAAAGAGAGAUUUGGUAGAAAAGCACUACGUUCUACUCUUGAGGUUAGAAAGCCUCCACAAUCCCGUGGGAUGGCCUCGUGGGCUCCACCCUGUGAUCUAGUUGGGGUUAUUUUUAAAAACGUUGCCAUACUGGCUCUUAACAUUGAGUUCUUCCACUUUACCUUAUCAUGGCUCUGUUUAUAGCCAACCACUUCACUGGGUUAGUGCCUUCCAGAUACUUGGGAGUAUGUCCCUAAUGGCAACCUGUUCCCUAAUGUAGUGCACUACUUUUGACCAGGGUCCAAUAUCUCGAAUGGCACCCUAUUCCCUAUGUAGGGCCCUGCUGUGUAGGGAAUGAGGUGCUGUUUUUAAGACCCAUCCAGACUGAGGCAGUGCUGUAGCUAUAUCUGAGGCCCUGAGUCGGAGAAGCCCUGGCACGCUCUGGCCACCCUGUAGCAACAUGUUGGUGUUGCCAGCCCGCCAGCCAACUGCAGGAGACUGAAAUUAUUUAUCUUUCCGCAUUCCAGAUACACAGAGGCUGAGUCCCAAAUGGCACCCUAUUCCCUAUGCAGUGCACUACUUUUUUGACAAGGGCCCCAUAGUGAAUAGGGUGUGAUUUAGGACGCACGUACAGAGACUGUACCUGCAUGCUCUGGGUGGAUUAUAGAAUCAUAUCAUAUUGACAGUGUUCCUGAAUCCUGAGACGUUAAACAUUUACUCCAGGCAUUGUAGUUCAAUCUUAUUUGGUCUUUUUUUUUUUUUUCAUUGGGGAGAGGGAACUGUGCAAACCUACACCUAGUAACCGUGGUUAAAAGUAAUAUAAAUUGGCAUCCUCAGUUAUAGCUAGAGCAUAACUGCCUCCCUCAGCCUCAGGCCUGGCUAAUCUACAGCCAGCCCUUUAGCCCUGAGGCCUGGCUAAUCUACAGCCAGCCCUUUAGCCCUCAGGCCUGGCUAAUCUACAGCUCGCCCUUUAGCCCUCAGGCCUGGCUAAUCUACAGCCAGCCCUUUAGCCCUGAGGCCUGGCUAAUCUACAGCUAGCCCUUUAGCCCUGAGGCCUGGCUAAUCUACAGCCAGCCCUUUAGCCCUGAGGCCUGGCUAAUCUACAGCUCGCCCUUUAGCCCCGAGGCCUGGCUAAUCUACAGCUCGCCCUUUAGCCCUGAGGCCUGGCUAAUCUACAGCUACCUGGCUAAUCUACAGCCAGCCCUUUAGCCCUGAGGCCUGGCUAAUCUACAGCUACCUGGCUAAUCUACAGCCAGCCCUUUAGCCCUGAGGCCUGGCUAAUCUACAGCUACCUGGCUAAUCUACAGCCAGCCCUUUAGCCCUGAGGCCUGGCUAAUCUACAGCUACCUGGCUAAUCUACAGCCAGCCCUUUAGCCCUGAGGCCUGGCUAAUCUACAGCCAGCCCUUUAGCCCUGAGGCCUGGCUAAUCUACAGCAUGCAGCUAAACUAGCUCUGUAGGAGAUGCUACUGGAGAAAAUAGCCCCAAAUGGCACCCUAUUCCCUAUAUAGUGCACUACUUUUGACCAGAGCCCAUAUGAGAGGGGCCCUACCUAGAGCUACUGUAUUAGGACAGACCACAGCCCUUCUCUCUCCCCUCUGUCUGUGAAAAGGAAAGUCUAGUCGGUAAGCUAGCUGUCACAUCGUGUUAACAUGUGGCCUAUACUCGCUGCAGUAGGGCAGACAAGCUGUGCUCUCUAGGCAGAGGAACACUGACUGCUACCCAGCUACAUGACCUUGCACAUUCAGAGAUGUUUAUAAAUGUUGUUCCUGUCAAACACGUCUAAAGUAAAGACUCAUAGGCGGCAUCCCAGACGGCACCCUAUUGUUUAUGUAGUGCACUAUAUAGGGAAUAGGGUGCCAUUUGAGACUUAUAAUAUUUACUGUACAGGAGGAGGAAGUUUAUGUAACUUCAUAUUACUAAAGGUACACUAUAUAUACAAAAGUAUGUGGACACCCCUUCAAAUUAGUGGAUUCGGCUAUUUCAGCCACACCCGUUGCUGACAGGUAUUUAAAAUCGAGCACACAGCCAUGCAAUCUCCAUAGACAAACAUUGGCAGUAGAAUGGCCUUACUGAAGAGCUCAGUGACUUUCAACAUGGCACCAUCAUAGGAUGCCACCUUUCCAACAAGUCAGUUUGUAAAAUGUCUGUCCUGAUAGAGCUGCCCCGGUCAACUUUAAGUGCUGUUAUUGUGAAGUGGAAACGUCUAGGAUCAACAACGGCUCAGCCGCGAGGUGGUAGGACACACAAGCUCACAAAACGGGUCUGCCGAGUGCUGAAGCGCGUAGCACGUAAUGAUCGUCUGUCCUCGGUUGCAACACUUACUACCGAGUUCCAAAAAUGCCUCUGGAAGCAACGUCAGCAUAAGAACUGUUCGUCGGGAGCUUCAUGAAAUGGGUUUCCAUGGCCGAGCAGCCGCACACAAGCCUAAUGCCACGAUCACACCCACACCUACAGCGUCAUUGCGCAAAAUGGUACACCGCAUCAUCUGGAUAUGUGUGCAACAAAAGUUCAACAUUCACCCUCUGCUACCAUUUCUGUCAAGCCGUCUACUCAUACAGUGUACAGCCACACUGAACGCACUGCAGCUGCCUCUGCAACGCAAUGCUGCAAGUCAAACACAGCGUUCCAUUGGGAAUGAAUGUACUUUUGGUGUACCAAAAUGCAAUGACGCUGUCGGUGUGAUCGAGGUGUAAGAUCACCAUGCGUAAUGCCAAGCGUCGGCUGGAGUGGUGUAAAGCUCGCCGCCAUUGGACUCUGGAGCAGUGGAAACACGUUCUCUGGAGUGAUGAAUCACGCUUCACCAUCUGGCAGUCCAACGGACUAAUCUGGAUUUGGCGGAUGCCAGGAGAACGCUACCUGCCCCCGUGCACAAAGCGAGGUCCAUACAGAAAUGGUUUGUCGAUCGGUGUGGAAGAACUUGACUGGCCUGCACAGAGCCCUGACCUCAACCCCAUCGAACACCUUUUGGGAGGAAUUGGAACACCGACUGCGAGCCAGGCCUAAUCGCCCAAAAUCAGCGCCCGACCUCACUAAUGCUCUUGUGGCUGAAUGGAGGCCAGUCCCAGCAGCAAUGUUCAAACAUCUAGUGGAAAGCCUUCCCAGAAGAGUGGAGGCUGUUAUAGCAGCAAAGGGGGGACCAACUUCAUAUUAAUGCCCAUGAUUUUGGAAUGAGAUAUUGGAUGAGCAGGUGUCCACAUACUUUUGGUCAUGUGGUGUAUUUCAGGAAGGUGUCUCUUUAUUAUAAUAAUAAUAAUAAUAAUAAUAUGCCAUUUAGCAGACGCUUUUAUCCAAAGCGACUUACAGUCAUGCGUGCAUACAUUUUUGUGUAUGGGUGGUCCCGGGGAUCGAACCCACUACCUAGGCGUUACAAGCGCCGUGCUCUACCAGCUGAGCUACACAGGACCACACUUUCUUAUUUUUGAUUUAACCUGUAGUUCAUCCGCUCUACAUGGGAGGCCUUUUUUCCUUCUUUCCAAUAUUAACAAAGGUCAACUAGGUAUAGUACUGUGUGCAUGUGCAUUUCAUGCUGAUAUAUAGCUAGUGUAUUUUUUAUGGUAAAGAUUGAGGGCUAGCAGCUAUUGAAUCAUUUACCAUAUUACUGCAGUCUAGGCACUGGGUCUUUUUAAUGGACUGUUGAGUGGAGGGAGGCAUGUUGACUGUGACAGCUCACGGAAAGAACAGCCUUCCCAGCACAGAUUUAGUUUUAAUCCCUAAUGGCACCCUUUUUCCAUAUUUACAUUUACAUUUUAGUCAUUUUAGCAGACGCUCUUAUCCAGAGCGACUUACAGUUAGUGAGUGCAUACAUUUUUCAUACUGUACAUAGUGCAAUACAUUUGACCAGAGCCCUAUGCCCUAGAGAGCACAAACCUGUGGGCCCUGGUCAAAGUAGUGCACUGUGUAGGGGAUAGGGUGCCAUUUGGGACGGACCCUUUCAUGUGAAAUGCAAGCUAGGAUCUGAAUAUAAGGAGCUGUUUGAGCGUGUGUGAGCAUUGAACCUAGUGUUCUCCGGAGUACAUUCCCAUUGUGCCAUUCAAAACCCACCGCUGACAUGAUCAAAUAAGGAGAUCAUGAUUUUUCUCCUCUGAUCUUUCCAGCGUCUCUCAGAACUUCUCAAAUGACCCACAAGGUGGCGCAGCGUCCCGCUUCCAUUCUUUGGGGAGAGCCCUGCCUGUGUUCCAAUCUAAACCAGGUGUGUUCCUCUGUAACCCCUCCAGGUGGAGGAGAACCUGGUGAAGGUGCGUAACGCUGGAACAGAGCAGGACCUGGGCAUCCAGUACAAGGCCUUGAAACCAGAGGUGGACAAACUCAACAUGAUGGCUGCCAAGAGACAGCAGGUAUGUACUGGACUGUCUGAUUGGGGGGGGGGGGGGGGGUGCUGUCAGGAGACAGCAGUCAUGUCUGUACUAAGGGAGGUGUCUGGGCUGGAGUGGGAGAUGACAGUCGGGGUGGGGUGAAGUGCUAUGAAGGGUAGGCGAUGGUGUGACAGAGAUAGAGGGUGGAGAGAUGUAGCGAGGGACUGAGAGAAACAUGGGAGAUGGAUGUUAGUAGGUUGCUUAGCUACUGAGGCCCUAUUUCCACUACGGGAGAUGGAGAGCCUGAGUGACGAAAGAGAUUUCUACUUUUCAAUUCACAUUACGGUCUUACCUUUCGUUGUGUGGCUGGCAACGCGACAUUCUGGGUCCGCAGCUCAGAUUGACCGUAAAUAUCACAGUACCCACUAGCCUCUAAGCACAUGCUAUUUAACAAUCCAAGCAACUUUUCUUCUAAAACAUUUUUACAAUAUUGAAUAAUGCAACCAAACCAUAUUACACUCUUGAAUAAUGCUACAAUCCACAAGCAGACAAAGGGUUUAUUUUCUUGCCGUGCAACAUUAAAUGAGGUGACGAUGCACAGCUAACUCCUGUUGGCUAGCUAACAUGCUUCAUGAUCAAGCAAUGUUAGCAUAUCAAUAAUGAACUUUUACCCCUCCCAUGCUAUUAUAAAAGUACAGUAACGCUAUCAUAGUGUCAUUCAUAUUAUAACAGGCUACUAGCAAGCUAGCUAAACAAAAUAAUUUCUGCAUCCUCACGUAAACGUCACAGAACAAUGAGACGGAUAUUUCACCUCCAGUAUAAAUGUGAAGCAUCCGCUUGUCCUUUCUACUCGCUACCAAAUAUGGUAGUGAGAGGAAGCCCGGUGGCCGGCAGUGGGAGAAGAUGGAACAAGGUGGAUUUUGGCCGACGUUCUGCAAAUGUUCUCAUCGAUGAAACAUUUUUGAUCUCAAUACAGUUUUAUUUUCCCCAAAAAUAGGAAUCUGUUACGAACAGAGUGGACUAAGUUUUGUAGACUUUGCCCUUUGCCAAAGUUAUUUAAAAAAUGGUGCUGUUUUAGGAGUGGAAAAAAAGGCGAAUUGAGUUAUUGCACACGCGCACUUCAGAGUAGGAAAUAUGGAAAUGCCAUGCUAGAAUGCCUCAAUAGGAUCUUGUUAGUUGGUGCUCAACAGAGAUGAGGGAGUGAGAGAACAGAGGAUGUAUACAGGCUGGAUGCAGGCAGCACAGGGUGACCAGAUCCAUUAUGUAGAGAUGGGAACGGGUCUCCGUCAGUGCAGUUUCAUGAUGAAUUCCCCAGGUGAUAUAGCGGCAUCACCAGGCUGUUCGGAUAGGAUUCACACACACAGAUUACAGAAUAAUCUCCAUAGUCUUCAUUAUUAUAUUUCACUUUGUCCUAUCCGAACAGCCUGGUGAUGCCGCUAUAUCACCUGGGGAAUUCAUCAUGAAUGUUAAUUUUCCUAUUUUGUCUUUCCAGUCUCGUGUUGGUUUAGCACCAAACCAACCAGGUUGUUGUAAAUAAAUGUGUACCUUUCUUUUGUUAGUAGACUAAUAUAAACUUGAGAUACACCAAUCUGUGUGCGAUUCAAUUCCUCCUGCAGUGUGAAGGUACAUCCAUACACUUGUGCGUGAGGCAGGGGCCAAUGUUGAUUUCAUUUAUGCCAUCAGUUUAAUAAUAAUAAUAAUAAUAAUAAUAUGCCAUUUAGCAGACGCUUUUAUCCAAAGCGACUUACAGUCAUGCGUGCAUAAUUUUUUUUGUGUAUGGGUGGUCCCGGGGAUUGAACCCACUACCUUGGCGUAACAAGCGCCGUGCUCUACCAGCUGAGCUACAGAGGACCACAAGUUUAUUCUGCCUAGUUCUUGGCUGCAUUUUAAACGGCACCCUAUUUCUUAUAUAGUGCACUUUUGACUAGGGCCUAUAGUGCACUGUAUGGGGAAUAGGGUGUCAUUGGGGAGGCAGCGGUGCUGUGCUGUCUCCCUGGCUCUUCUAUAAAAACCAUAACGCUGGGAGCCAGUAGUACAGAGCUGUGCGUUUAGAGCUGUACGGCAGGGCCUAUUGGAAUGGUAUGAUGAUGACUGUGUGCUGUAUCACCACAGGGGAAUGACAGACGGGCGGAGAGGAGAAUCUAGGUCGCUCAGGCCAAGCGGCUCUCUGUCAUGAGGGCGUAACGUGACUUUCUUGAAUCUGAAUGAUCAACUCAGUCUUCUCUUCUCUCUGAGCUCCUUUUCUUUCUGGUCCUGUCUGGUCCUGUCUGGUCCGGUCUGGUCCUGUCUGGCCCUGUCUGGUCUGGCCCUGUCUGGUCUGGCCCUGUCUGGUCUGGCCCUGUCUGGUCUGGCCCUGUCUGGUCUGGCCCUGUCUGGUCUGGCCCUGUCUGGUCUGGUCCUGUCUGGUCUGGUCCUGUCUGGUCUGGUCCUGUCUGGUCUGGUCCUGGUCUGGUCCUGUCUGGUCCUGUCUGGUCUGGUCUGGUCCUGUCUGGUCCUGUCUGGUCCUGUCUGGUCCUGUCUGGUCCUGUCUGGUCCGGUCCGGCCCUGUCUGGUCUGGUCAGGUCUGGUCCUGUCUGGUCUGGUCCUGUCUGGUCCGGUCUGGUCUGGUCCUGUCUGGUCCUGUCUGGUCCUGUCUGGUCCUGUCUGGUCCUGUCUGGUCCGGUCUGGUCUGGUCCUGUCUGGUCUGGUCCUGUCUGGUCUGGUCCUGUCUGGUCUGGUCCUGUCUGGUCUGGUCCUGUCUGGCCCUGUCUGGUCUGGUCCUGUCUGGCCCUGUCUGGUCUGGUCCUGUCUGGUCUGGUCCUGUCUGGUCCGGUCUGGUCUGGUCUGGUCUGGUCUGGUCCGGUCCUGUCUGGUCCUGUCUGUCUGUCGUAAUUUAAUGUUUUCAGAUAGUGUAAUAAUACACAUUGUCUCUCCCUCUCUGUAGGAGUUGAAGGAUGUUCACCAUAAGGAUCAGAUGGCGGCUGCCCGCGGUGUUCUCCAGAGGAACAUUCCCAUGCUCUACACCGCCUCACGCGCCUGCCUCCAACACCCGGACGUGGCCGCAUACAAGGUCUGUAAUGUUUUGUAACUUUGUCCUUUUAGAUGUUUGUUUUACCAUUAUGGCCCCGUAAGUGGUCCUUGAAACUGUUUUAAUGUAAUGCUUUCAAGAACUAUCGUUUGGGAUGAAAUGAUAAUACGUUAACUUCAAUAGCACAUUUCAUUACAUACAGAAUCUCAAAGCACUUCAAAGCCACAUCUUGUUGAUGUAUUUAUUAUCUUUAGUUGUAAAUAACAUUGAGUUUAAUUCCGUUCUCCAGGCGAACCGGGACCUGAUCUACAAGCAGCUUCAGCAAGCUGUCUCCGGCAUCUCUAACGCUGCCCAGGCCACCGCCUCAGAUGAUGCUGCCUUCAACCACCCUGCCGGGGGAGGGGAGCUGGCCUACGCGCUCAACAACUUUGACGUAAGUCUAGUCCCCUACUAUAGUGGGGUGUUGGGAUGGGUUAAAAUAAAACAUAUCCCCUACUUUCUUCCCCUCGCUCUCUUCACCUCGCUCUCUUUCGUCCCCUCUCUCCCUUUGUAA